AUGGAUCAAGAUAUGCUUGCUGGUGGCGGUCCCGGUCCUCGCAGCGUUUUGGGUUGCGUCUUUCGGGACGAACAAAUAACAAGAGGCCGUGUCCUUGAACAUUGGAGGACGCCUUUCAGUGGUGGUGGUGGUGGUGGUGGUGGCUGGCUGGCGCUGGGCGGGUUCGUCCUCUGUGCCAUCGAGUUACGUCUCGAGGAUGUGGAGGAGCAAAAGUUGAAAACCAACUUCUUCUUCUCUUCUUAG
Molecule: messenger RNA, 243 nt
Organism: Colletotrichum higginsianum IMI 349063
Lineage: Eukaryota; Fungi; Ascomycota; Sordariomycetes; Glomerellales; Glomerellaceae
Exons: 2
Coding region: 1-243 (80 amino acids)
Source: RefSeq, a predicted model, not a curated record